Messenger RNA from Truncatella angustata, 3243 nucleotides. RefSeq names its product glycosyl transferase family group 2-domain-containing protein. Lineage: Eukaryota; Fungi; Ascomycota; Sordariomycetes; Amphisphaeriales; Sporocadaceae. The record is from RefSeq and is a predicted model, not a curated record. Bases 349 to 3087 code for a protein of 912 amino acids. The transcript is spliced from 7 exons.
GCUAGGGCAUUUUCAAUCAAGUCUCGACCAUGUUCUACUGUUCAUUCUCAGUGUAGAGCCGCCAUUUUCAGCUCGCUAGAAGGUCUGGUCUAUUCCCGGAAUGGCGAGGCCUGAACAGUGGUCGACCUGAGACUGCGGUUAUUGUAUUUUCCCGAGUGAUUAAAUACGUUCAUAACUCUGAUUGCCAUACUUUGUUUGAUGACUGGAUCUUUGCCAAGAAAGACAGGAGUUGACAACUACUUCCUUCUAAUACUCUACUACCCUCCCUGUUACAACAUUUCUCUAUUCUAUCCACUGUUGUCUUGCUGUCUUUACCUUGCCUCCGUUGGGUAGGCCAUAUCAUCAAAGAUGACGCUCCAACCGGAACACUCCCGUACUGGGAGCAAACAUUCGUCCACUGACAGCUCUGGAAUACAACGUCCUCAGAUGGCUUUUGUCAAGAGACAAUCACAAUAUGAAGUACCGAAAGCUAUAUUACAAGGGCAAGGUCGGAUGGACAGUACUAGUAAAGCGACCAUGAUGACUCAAUACCUUCAUCGCCGUCUUCGAGACCAAGGCUGGCUCGAGUCGGAUCCGAGUGCUGAACUCAAGACGGUCCCCGGCAUUGUUAUGCAAGUAGACCCCGACCAAAUUGACCUUACGCAAAGGUAUAUCAAGGAACCGGCAUCUCUUGAUGACGUUGUCAUGACAUUCGCGUCCAAGAUGAACGUGGUUACCUUGGUCACACUAUCAUCCGACAUCACAAGCUACAUAUUCGCGCAAAUCAACAAAGAAGACACAGAACUCGAACUCACCCCUCACAAUAUCACCGUGCCGGUGAUCGAUUGUCUUGCGGAUCUUGCGAGAGACGACCUCGGACUUACACGGAGAGACUUCUGUGUCCUAGUUCGCCGGGAGAGGUUAGUCUUGGCCUGGAGUAGCCAAAGUGACCAGCUUCUGGUUCAUGCUGCUGAUGUGGAGAGUAAGCUUAUGGGCUCUAUAUGGGGUGCUGCCCUUCCCGAAACGCCUGGCAGGCUACCAUUCGAGUACAAGUCAUAUGGAACCACGCCGAACCAUGGUCGGCCUCGCAGUAUUAUGUCUCAUGCGGACUCGGCCAUUGACGAGAAGAAAGAUCAAAUCAUCAUCGACAACAUCGAUCUUGGUGCCGAAGACGAAGAAAAUAUGGAAGCCCCAAAGCGGCCAUACCUCCUGACCCAAUCCGUCAUGAUCGGUCUCGCCAUGGCGCUUUUGAUUGUGAUAGAGGCAUUCCCGAUUCGGUUGAUGGUUAUCUCAGCCAGAGCGCUUGGCUCAGUGGCCUACAAGAACAUAGCAUUGGCUGUUACUAUCCCGAUCUUCUCAUGGUUCACGCUCUUCUUCGCCGUCGUUGUUAUCGGCAUGGUGUUCCAACUGCUUGGCCCCGUCACCGAUAUCAAGCAAGGCAACAGCCAUUUCUAUUCCAGCCGCGCACCUGAUAAGAAACGACACCCGAAUAUUGAAUGGCCGCACAUCACCAUCCAAAUGCCCGUGUACAAGGAAGGUCUCAAAGGUGUCAUCAUUCCGACGCUACAGAGUGUUCUGGCCGCUAUCAGACACUAUGAGAAUCUUGGUGGUUCUGCAAGUGUUUUCGUCUGUGAGGACGGAAUGCAGGCGCUCAAGCCAGAAGUCUCUGAUAUGCGAAAGCAGUUCUACGCUGCCAACGGUAUUGGUUGGUGUGCUAGGCCAGCUCAUGGCAAUGACGGGUUCGUUCGUGCCGGCAAGUUCAAGAAGGCUAGUAACAUGAACUACUGUCUUGCGUUCAGCUCGCACGUGGAAGACGAAAUGUUGCGUUUGAUCAAGCAGAAGGCCGAGAUGGAGCACCGAGACCCCGAGACAUUCACCAUCCAGCAAGAGGAAGACCUGUACAACCAAGCACUGGAAAACAUGCUUGAAAAGGAUGGUGGCAAAACCUGGGCUGAUGGCAACAUCAGAAUGGGUGAAAUCAUUCUUAUCAUCGAUUGCGACACUCGUGUUCCUGUUGAUUGCCUGUCACUUGGUGCCAUGGAAAUGGAAGAAAGUCCGGAAGUUGCCAUCAUUCAGCACGCCAGUGGCAUCAUGCAAGUGAUCCAUACCGUGUUCGAAAAUGCAAUUACUUACUUCACCAACCUUGUCUACACACUCAUCAGCUUCUCAGUGGGCUCCGGUGAUUGUGCUCCUUUCGUCGGCCAUAACGCAUUCCUGCGAUGGAAAGCGGUACAAUCCGUGUCUUUCAUGGAGAACGACGAGCUAAAGUUUUGGUCUGAAAACCAUGUGUCCGAAGAUUUCGAUAUGUCGCUGCGGUUGCAGACUGCCGGUUUCAUCGUGCGUCUUGCCACAUAUGACCACGGAGAGUUUAAAGAAGGUGUCUCUCUCACUGCCUUUGACGAAUUGUUGCGAUGGGAGAAAUAUGCUUAUGGUUGCUCGGAAUUGGUCUUCAAUCCAGUCUACACAUGGAUUUGGAAGGGUCCCUUCACUGAGCUCUUCAUUCGCUUCCUCUUCUCCAACAUGAAGAUUUCCGCAAAGAUGACCAUUCUUGGUUACAUCGGUACCUAUUAUGCUAUCGCAGCUGCCCUUCCUCUGUGUCUGGUCAACUACUUCGCUUUCGGCUGGGUCGGCGGCGAGCAUCUCGACCACUCCUACCUGCCCAGUUUUGACAUCCUGUGUGGUACUCUCUUCAUUUUCAUGGUUGCCAGUCCCAUCUGCUUCGCAUGGUUCCGCCAUCGCAUCGGCCAGAAGAUGUUCCUCUGGGCCGUAUUGGAGUCAUUCAUGUGGAUGCCUUUCUUCUUGAUCUUCUUUGGUGGUCUGUCAUGGCACGUCUCAUAUUCGCUCCUGGCGCACUUGUUCAAUCUACCGAUCGAGUGGAGUUCCACGGCCAAGGAACUCGAGAGCACUGGAUUCUUUGUUGGUAUCGAUUCCGUGCUCAAGCAGUUCAAGUGGGUUUUGUUGUUCAUGUUCAUCCUGACUGGAGGCAUGAUCUAUUUGGCCGUUGGCGCUCCUCAAGGAUGGGAGAUCAACAAUUGGCCUACCGUUCUUCCACUGGCACUGCAAAUUAUUGGCCAUGUUGGCUUGCCGGUGUUUACGAUUGUGUUCUAGAGCAGUCCUUUUAAAACGCCGUCACGUUAGGACUCAAGUUGGGGGAUGUGGCUACUCUACACAGCUUUCGCAUAAUCACGUGGUUGUGCCAUAUUCACACCACAACCCACUUAAUUUUAGACGAUUAAUAGCAAUAUAAUGUUUCAUGGAACCGGA